GUUCAUUCGCACGUAGAGGAGCCGAUUUUUUCAGUCCGAAAAAUUUAAUUUUUUGGGUUAAACUUUGAUUUUUAAAGGCAGUUAACUUUGAUUUUGGGAGAAGAUAAGUUUUGCAAGUUGAGGAAACGAGGAAGACUGGGGGGAAGAGGGUCAGAUCAGAGGAGUGGACACGGACGGAGAUAGAUAAACUGGAGGCUCCAGUCUGGAGGAGAAUUAAUUGGAUAAGGAGAAAGUUUGGCUAGCUGGUGACUUGUAGUCGAACUCGUCGUGAAUAAUAAAGGGAAAAAUAACAACGGAAAUUCGGGGCCUUCAUUUUGCUGCCGAUUUGUACUGAACUCACCGUGAAACUUAUAAAAGGGGAAAAUAGGAAAUUCAAGGCCUUCAUUUUUAGAAAAGUGACCAAUAUAAACGAGGAAUACAUACAUCUUGAACAUUUUCAAAGAAAACUUGGCAGACUCAGGAAGGUUUUACUAUUGACGACUAAGUAGUUGAAAUAGCAGAAACCAAACAAAAUGGCUCAUGUACCACUUUCUCGUCUGAGUAUUCAACGAAUACAUGACCAUUGGGCACCAUGGCUAAUAGAAAAAGGCGUUAUCGAUGCACCAUCACCAAUGCAAGAAUCAAGUAAUGAUCAAGUCGGAAGAAUGGAGAAUCUAGAGGUCGAAGCAGUUCCGACCGUUAUACCACUGCCACCACCACACGAACAUAUUGAAGCCGUACCUAGGCUCACGGAGAAUCUAGGCGUCGCAGCAGUCCCGACAGUUAUAUCAUUGCCACCAUCACACGAAACUAUGCGAUUGGAGAAUCUAGAGGUCGAAAAAGACCAACUGAAUUGGAACUUCACACCAGUCCGUCGCUGUCGGACAAAAAAGCCCAGCCCUAUUCGCUCUUCAGUUUCAACCCGCGCUAUGGCUUCUCGUCGAAAUAAAUCUACGACCGGGACAGCAGGAAAAAACCCGCCUGCAUCUGCUUCUUCUACUACGGCCGUCCGCAAUAAUGGAAAUCGUGGCCGUUCUCGCGAAAAAAUGAAGCAUACAGAGCCAAAAAAGAAACCAGACGCCUCGGUUGACAAGGAUCGGUCACGAUCACCUCAUCGCAAGACUAGUUCGAGUCCCGUCAAGCCAGUGAACCCUCAAAGCGGGUCACCAGCAGUUCCUAAAUCAAUCCCAGGAAAAAAUUGGGUGAAACCGGGCUUGGACCUGAACUCGAUCGUUGAUGAGCCCCGUCAUCGAAGAACAACAGAUCAUGGAAAUAAAUCUACGACCGCAGAAAAACCAAAACGUGUACCCGUUUCUCCUACUGGGGCAGUCGUCCUCCGCGCAAAUGGAAAUCGUAGCCGAUCUCGCGACAAAAAGAAGACAGAAGAGAAAAAGGAAGCCAACCGUCGGUCAUGGUCACCUCGUCGCGAAAUUACGAAUCCAUUGGCAAGACGAGCAGGACUGAUAAUUGCAAAAUCACCCUCACCACCAGAAUCAAGUGAUGACGAGGAUCCAUUGAGCGAAGACGAACAGGAUGUGGACUUCACACCAGGCCGUCGUAAUUUGAUAAGAACGUCCAGCCCAGCCCCCUCGUCAGUAUCAACGCGCUCUAUGAUUUCUCGUCGAAAUAGUUCUACGAGCGAGGAGACCACAGAAAAAAACAGGCCUGUUUCUCCUACCGGGUCAGUCUACGGACUUGAAAAUCGUGGCCGAUCUCGGGACAAAAUGGAUAAUCACGAAAGGAAGAGGAAAGCUAACGGUGAGGUUGACAACGGUUGGUCGAGAUCACGGUCACCUCAUCGCGAGUAUGAUUCGAAUCCCGUCACACCACCUGCGAGAAAAGCAAAAGUGGGUCUGACUGUUGCACCAGAACCACAAUCAGAACAAGCAAGUAAUGACGAACCUAAUGGCAUGCUGGAGGUCGAAGCAGUUGAGACAGUUGCAGUACAAUCACUACAUGAAUUAAAUAAUGAAGAACCGAAACUAGUGAAGAACUCAGAGGUCGAACCGGCUCCUACCGCUGGACCAUUGCCACCACCAGCUCCACAAGAAUCAAAUAAUGCCAAGGAGAACGUAGUGGUCGAGGAAGAACGACCGGAUUUGGACUUCACACCAGCCCGCACUUUGGCGAAAAAGUCCAGACCUACCCGCUCAUCAGUGUCAAUGUCAACGCGGGCUAUGAGUCCUCGUAACAAAUCUACGACCGGGUCCGCCGAAAAACACAAGCUUGUACGUGGUCUUGACGAAAAGAAGAAAGCUUCCACUAAGGUUCACGAAGCUCGAUCACCUCAUCGCAAGACUAAUUUGAGCCCCGUCAAGCCACUGAAUGGUCUACGCGGUUCACCGAGAAGUGCAGUUGCCAGCCCAGGACAAAAAUGGAACUCGGACUUGGACCUGGACGCGAUAGUUCCAGGGAAGCGCCACCGAGGAACACCGUUUUAUGGUUCACCGAAUAGUAGGUCGGCUUCCAAAAAUGCUCCAAAGGCAUCUGUCCAAUCGCGAAAUAAAGAUGUCGGCAUCGUUAAAAAAAACAUGGUCACCAAAGCGGCGAGACGUGAAGUGACGGAUAAAAAUGUUGGUGGCCAGAAAGUCAAUAACGCCGUGAAUAUGGGAGCAGGCAAUGUGAUUGAAGCUAUCAAACCUCCAAAAGCAGACAGCAUGACUGAAGCUGUCAAAGCUCAAAAAGCAGUGAGCAUUCCCGGAAUGGGAGAUGGACAAGGUGGCGAAAUUAGAGUGGGUAGCGACCGGAAGAAAGCCAAGAUCGCUGUGAACAUGGGAGGCGACGUGAUUGAAGCUGUCAAAGCUCAAAAAGCAGAGAGUAUUCGUGGAAUGGGAAAUGAACAAGGUGACGGAAUUAGAGUUGGCAGCGACCGGAAGAAAGCCAAGGACGUCGUGAAAAUAGCAGCAGGCAACAUGACUGAAGCUGUCAAAGCAGCAACAAAAGCUACAAAACCAAGGAGUACUCAUGGAAUGGGAGAUGAACAAGGUGGCGAAAUUAGGUUGGAUAACGACCGUCAGAAAGCCAAGGACAUCGUGAGCAAGGCAAGUGACGUGGUUAAAAAUGGCAAAGUGCCAAACGCAGUGAGUGCUCUUGGAUUGGGGGAUGAACAGGGUGGCCAAAUUUCGGUGGAUGACGCAGUUCGGGCUCCCAUAAUCGACACAGCUGCAAAUGAAGAGGCCAUGGAGGCUAAGAUGAACGAUCUUUUAACGGAACAUAUCAACAGUCUUGGUGAAAAUGAAAUCAAGGCUUUCUGCCGUCGCCACGCCGUACGCGUGUUGCGCUCGUCGAACAUGUGCAGGGAUGAAGAUUUGACACAAUUGUUCAACCCGGUGGCCAUGCUAAUUGAAAAAUUCAAUGCUGAAGCACAACGUCCAAAUUAAAGUUACUUCAAAAAUGGUGCAAAUUGAAAUAUUUAAUUAAGAGAAUUCAUGUAUGCCGUAACUUAAUUUAAUUGUUACGCAUUUAUCAUGGUUCAGAUCGAAAUUCUAUCAAGAAUUUUUUCUGAUACAGUAAUUGCAUAAUGAUCUAUUCAUAGAAGGUUUAACUAUUAAUUAAUUGAAGAUUAUUGAGUACCUCCCCAGGUAAAUUUCUAGUGCAAUUAGUGAAUUACUUCUUUAAUUUGUUAAGUGAAGAUGAAUUCCAGUUAAAUUUCCAGUGCAAUUAAUGAAUUAUUUUUUUAAACGUGUUAAUUAAAGAUUAAUAAUUUCCAGCUAAAUUCCUAGUGCAAUUAGUUACAUUUUAGGCUGUGAACAGUUAAAUUCGUAGUGCAAUUAAUGAUUAUUUUGUUAAAGCUGUUAAUUGAAGAUUAAUAAUCCCGUGUUAAAUUCCCUGUAAAAUUACUUUUUUAAGCUUUUAAUUGAAGAUGCAUUCCUAGCUAAAUUCAUAGUGCAAUUAGUGAAUUAUUUUGUAAAGCUGUUAAUUGAAUUGAUACUCAUUCCUUGAUGUUUUUGUUAAUACAACAAAUAUUCCAAUUAUAUUUAUUUAUUCCUCAUAAAGUACAAGUAAAAUGAUCUCUUGUUAUUGUAAUGUUAA
Molecule: messenger RNA, 4011 nt
Organism: Folsomia candida
Lineage: Eukaryota; Metazoa; Arthropoda; Collembola; Entomobryomorpha; Isotomidae
Product: serine/arginine repetitive matrix protein 2
Exons: 16
Coding region: 513-3359 (948 amino acids)
Source: RefSeq, a predicted model, not a curated record